AUGAUACCGACCCAGCAGAUAUUCGCUUGGUUCCACCGGGCCGCUUGCUGCAUUUGGCACGGCAUUCUGGAGCCCGUCGUGCUUGGUGGAUCAGACGCAAUCAUCCUGUGCUGCAUCGGAUUCAGGUGCACCAUGGUAUUGGCCAAGACCACUCCGGCGACAGUUAUCGUGAAGGCUUGCAGGAGGCGUUGCUCGCUGCCAAUGGCAUUGUCCCGCAACCCUGGGCUCCAGUGGACCAAGCUGCUGUGUGCGCCUGCUGCUCCACAGACUUCGUGUGGUCCACAGUGCUCCGCUCUGAGCCUCAUCGCCUAG
Durusdinium trenchii is the source of this 312-nucleotide messenger RNA. The record is from the annotation of a GenBank genome assembly. Lineage: Eukaryota; Dinophyceae; Suessiales; Symbiodiniaceae.